Trifolium pratense (red clover) is the source of this 1319-nucleotide messenger RNA. Its product is annotated as PLASMODESMATA CALLOSE-BINDING PROTEIN 3. The transcript has 4 exons. The record is from RefSeq and is a predicted model, not a curated record. NCBI's taxonomy places the organism in Eukaryota, Viridiplantae, Streptophyta, Magnoliopsida, Fabales, Fabaceae. The coding region runs from base 317 to 970 and encodes 217 amino acids.
GAACAAAAGCCAUAAAAAAAUGAUGAAAAAUUUCAAAAAGUAGGAAAAGUAUUGACAAGUGAGAAACUAAGCCGACACCAAACGAGGCCAACUAUGAUCCCACCGUUUACAAAAUAACUUUACUAGUUACUAGACACUAUACUCUCUCACACUGUCUCACACAAUCUUCUCUCCUCUGCUAACCUAACCUUCUCUCUAAUCCAUGUUAUAUUUUUGUCCUUUCUUAUUCUCACACCUCAUUUGAUUUCACACUCUUUCUGUCAAAACACCAUUCCCCCUUUUUCAUUCUUCUUCUACCCCUAGCUAACAACAUAACAUGGCUGUUACUUUUGCUCUUACUCUUGCACUUCUUCUUUUACCCUUCACCGCCAUUCCAUCAAGUGCUAAUUGGUGUGUUUGCAAAGAUGGAGCUGAUGCAAUCUUGCAGAAAACAUUGGACUAUGCUUGUGGAGCUGGAGCUGAUUGUAACCCUCUUCAUCAAAACGCACCUUGUUUCCAACCAAACACUGUUAGAGCUCACUGCAGCUAUGCUGUGAAUAGCUUUUACCAAAAGAAGGGUCAAGCUCAAGGAACUUGUGACUUUGCAGGAACAGCCACUGUUGUUGCAUCUGAUCCAAGUGUUAGUGGCUGUGCCUACCCUUCAAGUGCCAGUGGUGCAGGCACUAGUACAACAACUCCAGUGUCAGGCACUACACCCUCCUUGGGAACCACUCCUUCCACCGGAACCCCGUCAACAAGUACCGGCACAGGCACAGGCACAGGCUCUGGCAUGGGCACCAGUACCGGCACCGGCACUGGUUCUACUCCAUACAGCACAACUCCUGGAGUAUUAGGAGGUAUAGGUACUGGUAUGGGGCCAUCUGGAGCUGGAGGAAUGAAUGAUGAUAGUCAUGGUGGAAUUAGACUUUUGGACACUAGUUUCUUAUCAAUCCCACUCUUUUCUGUCUUCAUCAUGUUUUGGUGGGGUUGAAAAGAAAAAGUGGCCUUGUGAGAAGGGAAAAAAAAAAGGCAAAUGUCACUGUAUUAAUGGGUGUUAUUUUCUAGGUAUUGAACUCUGAGAUGUUACUAGUUAUUUUUGUUUAUUUUUCUCCACCUAAUUAUCUGCCAGUUCUUAAGUGGGUUUAAAAAGAUGGGCAGUUGAUUAAUUAAUUAAUUUUAUGAGUAUUAAGGUCUGCAUGCUCUUAGGCUCCUAGUCAGUAAUAUGGAGAAAGUACAUAAACCUCUGUUGUAUCCAUCAAAGUGUAGGGACUUUGGAGUUAACUUGAAAGACUGUGUUCCUUAAAUAUGAAAAUUUAUGUAUGAGGUUUAAAUUUUUGCAA